This is a messenger RNA of Papaver somniferum (opium poppy), 3305 nucleotides long. RefSeq names its product ATP-dependent helicase rhp16-like. Gene Ontology annotation, molecular function: ATP-dependent chromatin remodeler activity; ATP binding. The transcript is spliced from 16 exons. Lineage: Eukaryota; Viridiplantae; Streptophyta; Magnoliopsida; Ranunculales; Papaveraceae. Bases 156 to 3080 code for a protein of 974 amino acids. The record is from RefSeq and is a predicted model, not a curated record.
ACCCAAAAAAAACACUAAACUAAAACAAACUCUUGAAAAACCCACCACCUCCACCACCACCGUUAAAACCUUCUUCAUUUUCUUCAAAACCCCAAAGUUGAAGAAACCCAGACGUAAUCUUUUAAAUCUCUUCUUCUUAAUUUUACUGAAUAAUCAUGACUCGGCGUUCCACACGAUUAACUCGUUCCUCAACAAAAGCUAAAAGGACUGAGAAUCAGUGUGAUGGUGAAGAAGAGGAAGAUUUUAAUCCAGUUUCUGAUUUGGUUGAAUUUCAUUCUUUAAUUCACAGUGAUGAUGAUCAAGUUGAUGGUGAUAAGAAAGAAGAGAAAGAUGACAAAGUAUUUAUAAAUUUCUUGGAUUAUAAGGGAAAAGGAAAGGAAGUAAUUGAGAAUAGUGGGGCGGAUACUGAUUCGGACCAUUCUGAUGAACUAGAUGACUAUUUUGUUAUGGAUUCUGAAGAUGGGGAAUCAGAUGAUUCAUCUUAUGCUCAACAUGGAAGGAAAAUCACAAAGAAGGCAAAGCCUAGCAGAUCGGCGCAACCAAUAGACUUGGAUUUUUCUGCUUUUGCUCAACAAGAUGCGGAAAUGCGUAUGGAUGAAGAUGGAGUAGCUCAUUUUGUGAACCUGAAUAUAGGGUUAGAAGUUCCAAAUGAAGAAAUAAACGUACAUAUGAAUGAAGCUGGAGAAGCUGUUGAUAAUAAUGCGGCUCUUGUGCCAAUGAAACGGAAAAGGCAGAGAAAAAGAAGAGGAAGAAAAGGUGAGGUUAGAGCACCAUUAAUUUGGGAGCUUUGGGAGGAUGAGAAUGACGAUUGGAUUGAUCAGAUGGAAGCAAAACCUGUUGCCUCAAGUUGUCAGGAUGAAGAGAUGGAAGCUACUGAGGCACCUUCUGAUCUGCUCACGCCUCUAUUGAGAUACCAAAAGGAGUGGUUAGCUUGGGCCUUGAAGCAGGAGCAGUCUCUUAACAGAGGGGGAAUCCUUGCAGAUGAGAUGGGAAUGGGGAAGACUGUCCAAGCCAUUGCACUUAUUCUUGCUCAAAGGAAGAUGUCUCAAACUGGGUUUGCGAACUCACCAAAUGCGUCAACUGCUUUGCCUGAAAUAAAAACCACUCUUGUUAUUUGCCCUGUGGUUGCUCUUACUCAGUGGGAGAAUGAGAUUCACAAAUUCACUCCGAAAGGGAGCAUCAAAGUGUUAAAGUAUCAUGAUAAGGGUAGACAGCAGUAUGCUGAUAAGUUUCAUGAGUAUGAUUUCGUCCUGACCACAUACUCCAUCGUUGAGUUGGAGUACAGAAAUAACAUGCCAUCUAAAGAACGCUGUAUCUACUGUGGGAAGUUGUAUGUUCACAAGGCCAUGAAAAAUCAUCUGAAAUAUUUCUGUGGUCCUAAUGCUGUGAAGACUGCAAAGCAGUCGAAACAAGUGACAAAGAAAGGAAAAGAAGGGUCAAAAUCUUUUAAAUCAAAACAAAAGCUUCCUGUCCUAGAUGGUUCAAGUGAGUCUGAAGGUAGUACAGCAGAGAAGGCUAGAAAGAAGACUAAAAAGCGAGGAGACCAGAAGUCAGCGCCAGGGGUUAGUUCUCCAGCAGCUGGUCAAGCAGGUGUAGAACAAGAUUCAUCAACUAGGAGAUCGAUCUUGCAUCUGGUGAAGUGGAACCGCAUCAUUCUGGAUGAGGCCCAUUUCAUAAAAGAAAGACGCUGUAAUACUGCAAGGGCAGUUUUUGCUUUAGAGUCUUCAUACAGGUGGGCCUUGAGCGGCACUCCCCUUCAGAACCGUGUUGGGGAACUUUAUUCGUUGGUCCGUUUCCUGCAAGUAUCCCCUUACUCAUAUUACUUCUGCAAAGAUUGUAAUUGCAAAACCCUAGAUCAUAGCCCUGAUUCUCAGUGUCCAAACUGUGAUCACAAAUCUGUGAGGCAUUUUUGCUGGUGGAACAAGUUUGUGGUUAAUCCAAUACAAAAAUCUGGAAACAGCGAAGAAGGAAGAAGAGCCAUGACUUUACUAACAGGCAAACUUUUGAAGAGUGUUGUGCUACGACGUACUAAGACAGGCAGGGCUGCAGAUCUUGGUCUUCCUACAAGAAUUGUCACCUUGAGGCGGGACACUCUGGAUAUUAAAGAAGAAGACUAUUAUGAAUCAAUAUAUAAUGAAAGUCAGUCACAGUUUAAUACAUAUGUUGAAGCUGGAAACCUGAUGCAUAAUUAUGCUCACAUUUUUGAUCUGCUGACACGAUUGCGACAGGCAGUUAACCAUCCUUACCUAGUGAUCUACUCCCAGAGUGCAGCACAAAGGAAUGCGAUUGAUGACAAUGGUGGAGGCAAAGAUUGUGGUCUUUGUCAUGACCCGGUGGAAGAUCCAGUUGUUACAUCUUGCUGUGCGCAAGUUUUCUGUAAGGAUUGCUUGACAGAUUACUCUGCUGAAUCAGGAAAAGUAACAUGCCCUUCUUGUUCAAAACCAUUAACCGCAGACUUCACAAAAAAGAUAGAUCCAGGGGACCAGCGCUCUAAAACAACUGUAAAAGGUUUUAGAAGUGCUAGUAUUUUAAACAGACUUCGUCUUGAGGAUUUUCAGACAAGCACGAAAAUUGAUGCCCUGCGAGAAGAAAUAAGAUAUAUGAUUGAAAAGGAUGGUUCUGCCAAAGGGAUUGUAUUCAGCCAGUUCACUGCAUUCUUGGAUUUGAUACAUUACUCCCUCCAGAAGUCUGGUAUAAGUUGUGUCCAAUUGGUGGGGAGUAUGACAAGGCCUGCCAGAGAUGCUGCAAUAAAAAGAUUUACUGAAGAGCCAGAUUGCAAGAUCUUCCUUAUGAGUUUGAAGGCUGGAGGUGUUGCUCUCAAUCUGACGGUCGCGUCACAUGUUUUUCUGAUGGAUCCCUGGUGGAACCCUGCUGUCGAAAGCCAAGCUCAAGAUCGAAUACACCGUAUAGGGCAGUAUAAACCAAUAAGAAUUGUUAGAUUCAUAAUCGAGAGCACUGUUGAGGAGAGGAUUUUAAAACUUCAAGAGAAGAAGAAAUUAAUAUUUGAAGGCACUGUUGGCGACUCUUCAGAGGCCUUGACAAAAUUGACAGAAGCAGAUUUGAGAUUCUUGUUUUCCUAAGAUGCCUAAGCAUGAAGUAGGGCAACUUGUAGGUGAAUUCUAUUUGAUAGGCGACUAAUUUUUCAAUGCAAAUGGAGGAUGGCCGUUUUUGGUGGAAUGAGUUUUAUAUCUUGAAACCCAUGGUUAUCACUAGUUGUAUGAUUUUGUAAUUAAAUUUUGGGUACGCGGAUCUCCAUAUAAUUAUGUUUCAGUGCUAUAUAUAUGCUUAGAACCCUUCCUCUUCCA